UCUCCUUACCAGGUAGCGAACUGAGAAGAUAAACAUCAGUUAAUAACUGGAAACGUCUUAGCAGUUUGUGUCGGUAUUUCUCUCUGACAGCAGCGUACAUGGUCUAAACCUUAAAUCCCCAGUUGAAAAAGCCAUGUUGAUGAUUUCCUCGACUCUCUCUUCCACAAGCAAGGCAUAUUUUCCCGGAAUUUGCUCUGCUCAAACUAGGCAAAUAAAGAAUUGCUGUUCAAAUCACAGCUUGGGAGAUGACAGGACACAGCAUGGUCAUACAUUACAUUGUGACAGUAACUUGAGGCGGAGGCUUAUCCUUUUCGUUUCGUUCACCACAGGCUUGUUUCCAACAUCAUCUUCAUUUGGAAAGACAAAGAGUAAGAAUCCAUAUGAUGAGAGGCGUUUGCUAGAACAGAACAAGCGGAUACAGAGAGAAAACAAUGCACCUGAAGACUUUCCCAAUUUCAUUAGAGAAGGUUUUGAUGUUAAGGUAGUAACAGCCGAGAAUUAUGCCAAAUCUGACUCGGGACUUAUAUACCGAGAUUUCGAAGUUGGUAAAGGUGAUUGCCCAAAGGCUGGUCAACAGGUGACUUUCCACUACGUUGGCUAUAAUGAGUCUGGCCGUCGGAUUGACAGUACAUACUUGCAAGGCUCUCCUGCAAGAAUCCGCAUGGGAACUAAUGUCUUGGUACCAGGAUUUGAGGAAGGAAUACGCGACAUGAAACCUGGUGGAAGGAGACGAAUAAUCAUUCCACCGGAACUCGGACCACCAGUAGGACCUUCCACCUUUUUCAGCUCAAAACAAUUUGAAGUUUUUGAUGUGGAACUUCUGAGCAUUCAGAACUGCGAAAGGAGGACUAUCGCAUUUUACUCCGAUUUUGUAUGCAAUUGAAUGAUGGGGCUGCAUCAUCCAUAUUGAAUCUUUGGGGUUUCUUCAUUUUUUUCAAAUCGAAAUUCUGAAUGAAGAGUUCAAAUUAGUAAGGCAAGCAGCAGUCGGUUCCAGUAGGAUCUGUUUGGAAGAACAUUGCUAUAGAAAUUGGAAAUUUGAAUCAAAUACCAUGUUGUUAUGCUCGUAGAUUGAAAAAAAAAAUUAGCUUUAUUGUUCAGCUAUGUCUCUUUUCAAUAUACCAAAUUGAUCUUUAGUAAUCAAUAACGCUCCAGGUGUUAUGUUCCGAAAAGGAAUGUAAAAGAAUUCAACUGAGGGGGUGUUCAUAUAAUAUAAUGGUAUCAUGGUAUCAUUCUUAUAUUCA
This is a messenger RNA of Ziziphus jujuba (common jujube), 1241 nucleotides long. RefSeq names its product peptidyl-prolyl cis-trans isomerase FKBP20-2, chloroplastic. The coding region runs from base 134 to 883 and encodes 249 amino acids. Gene Ontology annotation, molecular function: peptidyl-prolyl cis-trans isomerase activity. NCBI's taxonomy places the organism in Eukaryota, Viridiplantae, Streptophyta, Magnoliopsida, Rosales, Rhamnaceae. The transcript is spliced from 6 exons. The record is from RefSeq and is a predicted model, not a curated record.